CAGCCGGACGGUUUAUGGGCGCGGACGGCGCCAUGGCGGCCGCCGCGGGCUGAGGGGACGGCGCGGGCCCGCCAUGUUCGCCAGGGCGUUCCGCGUGAGGGCCAACACCAACAUCAAGGGCUCGGACCGGAGGAAGCUACGAAGUGAUGUGGCAGCAGCUUUUCCCACCCUGAGCACUGAACAACUGGCUGAGUUGGUUCCAAACAAGGAGGAGCUCAAUGUCAUCAAAAUACACUGUCACAAAGGGGAGGCCAUCACCAUUUACAUGAACCACAGGAACCCAAUACUGUUUGAAGCUGAGAAAGUUCUGUAUCCAACAGUGUACACUCUGUGGGUCUACCCAGACCUUCUCCCUGCCUUUACAACAUGGCCCCCAGUGCUACAGAAGCUUGCAGGAGGAGCAGACCUGAUGCUGCCAGGAGUUGUGGUGCCACCUUCUGGCCUCCCUCAAGUGCAACGGGGCACGCUCUGCGCUGUCACCCUCCUGGGAAACAGAGCUCCCGUGGCAGUUGGAGUUGCCACCAUGUCCACAGAGGAGAUGCUGGCAGCUGGAAUGAAAGGAAAGGGCUUUGCUGUGCUGCACACUCACCUGGAUCACCUCUGGGAAUAUGGUGACAAAUCUUCUCCUCCUACCUUAGCUCCCUUGGUAACGGAUUCUGCUGCAAAGGAGAGUGCUGGAGACGAGGAGGAGCUGCAGGGGAAGGAGCCUGGCAACAGCUGCUCCCCUGAGCCAGAGCAGCACGUGGAAAUCAGGGAUUUGAGCCUGAAGGACAGAGACACUUGUGCAGAAGUGCUGGGGAAGGAGGAGCUCCAUGAGAACAGAGCUGCAGAACCAGCUGAGGAUGCCAGCACAGAGGACCAGCAAGAGGAGGCUGAGGACAGCAGGACCCCACAAGAGCAAAUGGAUGCAUUGUUUAAUCAGUGCUUUUUCCAUGCCUUAAAAUGCAAAGUAAAGAAGUCAGAUCUCCCUCUGCUCACCAGCACAUUUCUAGGCAGCCACAUGGUCUCCUGCUGCCCUGCUGGAAAACAACUGGACAUAAAGAAAUCAAGCUAUAAGAAGUUUUCUAAAUUCCUGCAAUGCAUGCAGCACCAGAGGGUCUUACAAGUGAAGGAGCUGAGCAAAGGUGUGGAGAGCAUUGUGGACGUGGACUGGAAACACCCAGACAUUAGAGCAUUUGUAGUGCCUGAAGGAUUUUCUUCAGCCUCUGCUGCCCAAGACAGCAGAAGUGAAGACAGAGAACAAGUGUACCACGCUCCUGAAAUCAUUCCACUCUAUGGGGUCUCCACAAAAAUGAUCCCACUCUUUCAGGAAUCUGGACACAGAAAAGGCAGCAUCCUCUCAAGCAGUGAGGUGAGAAACAUCAUCAUUAACUACGUGAAAAGUAACGAGUUGGUUGAUGAAACAAACAAAAACUUUGUAAAGGUGAAUGCCAUUCUGUGUGACUGCCUGUUGGAUAAAUCAGAACAGGAUGAGAUCUCACACCUUAAAUGGGAUGAACUCUUGAGCAGGUGCCUUGAACGACUGCAGCCCUUACACCAGGUGACAUUUUCUGGACAAGAACCCGUGGUGAGGAAAGGAAACAUUGAGCCCAUUGACAUCAGCAUAGCACAGAGAUCAUCAAACAAGAAGGUGAAAAAAGACAAUUAAAUGAGGGGGGUUGAGCAGAUGAGAUCCCAGAUCCCGAGG
Molecule: messenger RNA, 1687 nt
Organism: Parus major (Great Tit)
Lineage: Eukaryota; Metazoa; Chordata; Aves; Passeriformes; Paridae
Gene: EIF2D
Product: eukaryotic translation initiation factor 2D
Exons: 13
Coding region: 74-1648 (524 amino acids)
Biological process (GO): formation of translation preinitiation complex
Molecular function (GO): translation initiation factor activity; RNA binding
Source: RefSeq, a predicted model, not a curated record